This is a messenger RNA of Drosophila elegans, 5654 nucleotides long. RefSeq lists its product as uncharacterized. The record is from RefSeq and is a predicted model, not a curated record. Bases 365 to 4924 code for a protein of 1519 amino acids. NCBI's taxonomy places the organism in Eukaryota, Metazoa, Arthropoda, Insecta, Diptera, Drosophilidae. The transcript has 13 exons.
UCAGUUGCUUCUGACGCUUUUGGCUAUUAAUAAUAACAGCAAACAUGACGCGACUCUCUUGACUGGAAGUGUAGUUAUGGCAAAAAAAUAGUAACAAAAACUGAUCGCAUAAUUCAAGGUCGCGCAGUGAAGUAAUAAAGAAAAUCAACAGGUGGAAGUGAAGUAAAAUUCGCAGUGCUUAAGUGUCAAGUCAAGUAACCCGAAAAAUACAACGAGCACUUGAGAAUUUCUAUUUAAUUACGUCCCAACACGGGCACACACACAUGUGCACAACGAUAAGAUAAGCCAAAGUCUAGAUAGGAGGGGAAAGGAAAAUAAGAAGGAAGAGGUAGUUACCACAAAACUCCGGUUGUCGUAAGAUGCCAUGGGCAAGUGUGUCUCCCGGCAGUCGCCGCCGCUCCACGAACUCGAGUCCCCAGCCGCGGAGCAUCAUCAAUCUGUAUUGACAAUCGCACUGUCGCACGAAGAUUUGGCCAAGGCGCACAAAAUCUGGCAACAGUUGACAACGAGUAAUGAAUAUAUAGCAGCAGCCAGCCAGGAGGAACCGGAACCCAAGACCGAACCCGAACCCGAACCCUUUUAUUACACCAUAAGUCGGCGAAAGGAACAACCUGAGCAGGCCGUGUUGCACAUCGAAUCCCUUUACAAUGAUGCCCCAGCGGAGCCACUGACUUUGGCCAGCGAACCGGAGUACUCCACUUGCCAGGAAUUCCUGCUGCACGAGCUGCUGCAGGCCAUCGAAACCGCCGCCGAGGAGCAGGCAUCCGCAUCCACAUCCACAUCCAGCAACCACAUUCUGAACAAGGCCAAAAUCAGGCCAGAACCUCAAUUACCAGUCGAGAACAACGGCUGGCUGGCGGGCCAGGCCGAGAGCAAGAAGCAGGGCAGCAAGUCAAGCCGCCGCCACCACAAUGGCAACGGAAACAGUAAUGGCAAUCCCUCGGAGGCGCUGGAUCAGACGGUGCACACCAAAGGCACCGCCAUGUCCUUUGGCUUCCGCAAAAAGCUCAAUGGGACGCCCAAGAAGUUCAAGAAACUCCUGGAAGGCGGCGACAAAAGCGCAACUUGCACAGACACAAAGGACGACAAUGGCAACGCAGCUGCUGCGCCCGUUCACUUUGAGAAAGUAGGCGCCGCCGCUGCCCAGAAAAGCGGCACUUUGUUGGUGGCAGGUGCGGCCGGGGCGCGUUUCGGCUAUCGUGGGGCGGUGCCACGCCCCGCUUCCGCGGGCCUAACUGCGCCCAGCGAGGAAUCCGAAUCGGAAUCGACGGCCAAUGCCCAGAACAACAACAACAAUAACAACAUUCGCGGUGCGGGAAGCGGUCCGGUGUUGGUGAGCAAUUUGAAACGCCGCUCCAAGAGCGCACACGCCGGACGAUCCGGCGAUGGUGAGCCCAAAAUAGCCCAGCCCAAGACGCUGACGUUCAACCUGAACCAGAACACCACCAUCGAGUACCAGCGGCGGCAGUUCUUCGGCGAGAUAGCGGACGAAACGUCGGGUUCGGGAUCGGUAUCGGGAUCCGGAUCUGGGUCGGGAUCGAGAGCAAUGCAGCCGCGCUAUAACUACAACAACCUGGCCAGCAUGCAUGCCAAUGUCAUAGUUCGCCCCACACCGCGACCCACUCCAGCCAGCUUUGCCAAGUUCACCCUGCAGACGGUGAGUUUGCCCCGGCCGGAGUAUCCGGUGGCCAUCAGUCUGACGGCCACGACACCGACCACGCCCAGCAGCAGUGUCCAGUCGCCGGUGCCCGCUCACGCUCACGCCCACGGCCACGGCCACGGCCACGGCCACGCCCACUCGACGGGUGCCCGGGCCAAGGAGAUCACGACCAGUUCGCGGCAACAUCCGUUGACCUCGGUGCAUGUGCAGCCACAGACACGACAUCUUGACCAGAAGAGCGUGAAGCAGCUGACAAACAACUCGACGCGUCGAGGAUUCUCCGGCAGCAGGGAGAUAAGUGCGGAUUCGGGGAUAGCCAGCAUGGACAUGGCCAUGGACAGCAGCUCGGGCAGUUCGGUGGGUUCGAAGAGGAGUCGCAGCCGGCCCAGGAACCUCAAGAUGGUUAUGAGUGGACGGCACACUUUCGAGGUGCGCGAUGCCGACGAUCCGCCCUCCAGUGAGUCCAACUCGUUUGUGGAGCCAUUGGCACUUCCAAAGCUGCCCACUGAUGGGAGUCAGAGUAUUCCGCUGCCACUAUUGGGCCUGGUGCGAUCCAAUACGGUGUUGAGUCGUGAGAGUUACGAACGACGUCAGGCGGAGACCCCAGGAUCCCAGGAUCCGCAGGAUCAGCAGGAUCAACGGCAAGCGGAAAAACCCAAGGCCAGUGGCUCCGAUGAGAGCGAGAGUGUGGACGAGGAGAAGCUAUAUCUGGACUCGUCCACCUCCGAGAAGAGUGCCAAGCACCAGAGCCACUCCUCGGUGGCCUCCACUUGGCGCCUGCAGGCGGGCGAAUCUCUGGCCGCCCAGGAUUGCAGCAGCAUGAGCAUGAGCAUCAGUAGCGAUACCCAGGCACCUGAGAAUCCGCGGGACAAUGACAAGGAGGAGGACAUGUCCCUGGGCCUGGAUGAGAUUAGUCUUAUCAACACCGACAUGCAGUUUAGCACAAUCUCUUCAAUGACGGAUACUGCACCCAAAGUGGGACAGGAGCCGCUGCUCAACCUCAAUCUGGUGGACAAUCGUGAGGCAGGCACCUCGCGUCCCCGCUCCUUUAACAAUGCCCUCAACGAAUCCAAGUUUGCCCAACUGGCUUUGGCCAGCAGUAGUUGUCUGCUGUUGGAUGAUGAGACCUCACCCACAGACAGUUUGGUCAGCAGCACCGAGGAUUCCGAGGAGGCAGGCGGCAAGCUGCAGAAGCACAAGUUGAACGAGGAACGGCAGCAGAAGGACAUCGAUGACAUUGAUUUGGAUGACAUCUCCCCCGUUCUCGAACUGGAUUUGGAUCCGCCGGGCAGCCACAGUCCCAUUUCACCGGGCACCCCAACACACGCCUCACAUUCCCUUUCCCUGGGCUCGGAUUGUGGAAAUCUCAUAGACGAUGAGAUCGCCGAUCAGCCGGCCUUGCUAUGCAACAGUGAAGCCCAAGAGGUGGCCACCGAUACACCCACUUUGAUGGAAACGCUCACCCACACCCAAACAGGAUCGCUGAGGUCCCUGAAGAGUCAGUCGAAGGCUCGUACCGCUCUGCAGCAGGCCAUUGAGUUGAGCCUUAGGACUCCGGCGGCGGUGCGAAAGGCAGUGAUGGAUCGGGCCGAAUCCUUGGACACCCUGUCGCCCUGCGAGUCCAUCUGCUCCGAUGACCUGAUGAUGGACUUCGAUAUGAACAGCAGUGUGGACUCCAUUGAUCACAUGGCCAGUGCCACGGGACGCAGUCGCAGUGGCUCGGAUCUGCACAGGAUUGGCCAGGACAUCGAUCCCAUGCAGGCGGAGACCGAGGCGGAACUCCUAUCGGAGCUGGAACGCAAGGGCAGCGAUGUGAUGAAGGAGCUCAAUACCCUGCUGCGAGGAAGGAAGCAGCGCGGCGGUCCAAGGGAAAGAAUUAGCGCCCAGCUGCCAGCCCGUGCCACCAGAUUGCUGAACCGGUCGCGUCUUCAGGACCAACAGCUCACCGGCAACGAUUCGGACAACAGUUUGAGGUCCACGCACAGCGGCGGAGCUUCGGCGGCCGUUGCUGCCCGGAAGAGAAGCACGGCCAACUCCAGGACCUCGUCCGGCUCCACCACCAGUCUGCCCCGCCAGCGGCACCUGCAGCAGCAGCACCUGGGAUUGGGCGGUGGCGGAGGCGGAGCUGGGGGCGGAGCAACUGCAUCAUCCGGAGCAGCAGGACACAGGUGCACGGGCGAGCUGCACAGCUCAUCGGACGAUCUGAUGUUGUAUGACAAGUCCUUCCGCAAUGCCAUGAUCCAGGAUGUGCUGCAGUUCAAGAAGCAGCUGCUGCGACUGCGGCGGAUACUCCAGGAGGAGCCAGAUUUUGAUUUAAAGCGGACGGAAACGCUCAAUCCUUUCGAGAACGACAACGUUCAGCUGUUCGCCGCCUGCGGACUGGAUAGCAAGCAGCUGAAUGACAUCGAUCUGGCCAGCCUCACCUCGUCCACGACGGAGGACCCGCUCCAGGAGCUAUCGGAUCUACGUAGACAGGUGGUUUACCUUCAGGGUCAAGUGGACGAUCGUGACCGCACCAUCCGCCUGCAGCGCGAUCUCAUCGAGCAACUGGAGGCCGAGAAGCGGCAGAAGGCAUCCACAUCCACAUGCACAUCCAUCAAUGGCGGUGGUGGCGAUCCGGGCAAGGAGCUCAUCAGCAUGGCCACCCAAACGGAGCGGACACGACCACUUGCCAUUGGUGCGGAGGGUUUGUCCAGAAGUAAGCCCGAAUAUACCAGUUAUACCACGCACUUUCCGACGCUCCACUUGCACGAUUCCACGCUGGCAGCCACCACGAUAAUCCGCCACCACCAGAGCAGCCACAACCAGAGCAGCUACCACCAGAGUAGCCACAACCAACAGCAGAAGGAGCAGGAGCAGAAAUCCUGUCCAUCCCUCAGCCAAACCCGCCGGCACACGAUAAUCUCCACCACGCUGACCAACUAUAAUCAGCAGCUGGCGGCGGCUUUCCCGGAUACCCCCAGACGCUCCUCCAUCGGAUGGGAUACCACGACCACGAUGACCACGCCCAAUGGCAACGCCUACAAGCCCGUGAGGAUUACGCUAAUCGGUGAGGCGCUGCCACCGCAGAAUAAGUCAUCAACUGGAUCGCUAUCAUCGUCGUCGUCGUCCUCCUCCUCAACAUCUUCGCUGUCCCAAAAUCCCAAAGUGGUCAAAAUGCGAUAUCCUAAUGGCUGUCAGAGUGUUAAGAAAGGGUCAAGUGCGCAUUAUCAGCCGUUGUACAACAGCAACAAGAUGACAAGCCCAACCGUAACUAUAGUCUGAUUUAGAUACCAGUUUUCAGUUUUGAACCAAUCCAAUUUGCCGUCGCAAGUCUUCUGGGAAAUCGCUCUAAAAAACAAUACAAAAAAACAGAAUCCAUAAUUGUGAAAAAUAGACCUAGUACAAGAUCUUAAUUAAUUAAUGUAAGCGAUUAACGUACGUUUGCAUCUUAGCCAAGAGCUCUUGAAAAAGCAGUUUAGUAAAAUAUUUGCUUGUAAGAAUGUACUUUAAAUAUCUCCAUAUAUGUAUAUCCCACAUUGCUUCAAUAUAAAAUUAAUAUAAAUUUAACCGUCUUUUUCUGGCUUAGUUUUGGCUUCCAAAUGAUAUUUUGUUAGCCAGAUAUAUAAUAUCGCCAAUCUGAGCAUUUUCAAGAGUCUCCAAAUAAAAUACCAAUAAGCACAAAUCUAAAAAGUGUGCAUUGAAUGUCGUAUACUUCUUAUAUAUGUAAAAUCUAUAAUAGAUCAUAGAAAAUUUUGAUUGUUACUUGUUUUCACCUAAGAUUUAGUCUAAGUUAGUGAGUUUGCCUUGGUUUAGUUUUCCCGACAUUUUGUAUAAUAUGAGCUAUUCUUAGCCACUCGCUGAAUGAGGAAUCAAUAAUGGCAAAACAAAAUAAUAGUUUUUUCUCCAAGAGCACAAUAAUCGUCAAGUAAUUAACCGAUAUUAUAUAACUUAUACUGUAUGUAAACCACUAUUAAAGAGUUAUAGAAAGUACCUAUCAAUAGAGAAAGAUAAA